AUGUUAUUCCAUGGACUACUUAUUUAUUUUAGCCUGGCAAGGGGGGAAAAUUGCCAUAUUCUGGAAAACCCUGAAUAUCCUCUGCUGUCAAAAGAUGGAGAUGUGAUAAUUGGAGCUAUCUUUUCAAUAUUUAUACCAGAUUGUACACAGAUGGAGUCACUGACAUAUACUGAAAAACCACAACUCUUAAUCUGCAUUAGAUUUAACCUCAGUGAAUUCCGCUUUGCCCAGACCAUGAUUUUUGCAAUUGAUGAAAUCAACAGAAGCAACACCUUGCUCCCAAAUAUCUCAGUUGGUUACAGAAUUUAUGACAAUCGUCUCUCAAGAUUGCUAUCUAUGAAGGCAGCCAUGGCUUUGAUGAAUGGUUUGGGAAUGAACGCAGAUGCCAGUUGCUCCGGACAAGCAAUUGUACAGGCUAUAAUAGGGGAGUCAGAGUCAUCUCCUACUAUAGCACUCACAAGAAUUACAGGUUCUUUCAAGAUCCCAGUGGUAAGUCAUGCUGCCACAUGUGAUUGUUUGAGCAACAGAAAAGAGUACCCUUCUUUCUUCAGGACCAUAGCAAGCGACUACUACCAGAGUAGAGCAUUAGUAUAUUUGGUCAAGCACUUUGGCUGGUCUUGGGUUGGAGCUGUGAACAGUGAUAAUGAUUACGGAAAUGAUGGAAUGGCCAUUUUUAUAAAUGCAGCGAAAGAGGAGGGCAUAUGUGUUGAGUACUCUGAGAAGUUUGACCGGUCAGAUAUCGCAAAAAUUAUAAAAGUGGUAGAUAUUAUCAAGACAGGAACAGCCAAAGUAAUUGUCAUAUUUCUUACCCACUUUGAUAUGAAAAUUCUAAUGAGCCAGCUUAUUCUAAAGAAUGUUACUGGCUACCAGAUGAUUGGUGUUGACGGAUGGAUUACUUCUGUUGACCUAGUAACACCAGGAACUUUCAACAUACUGGCUGGAUCCAUUGGUUUUGCUGUAGAGAAAUUGAAGAUUGAUGGUUUUUCUAACUAUGUCACAAAUGAAUUCUAUCAUUCAGCAAUUCCUUGUUUGCAUGAAAAGGGUACAUUUUCUCAUUUAGGAAACAACUGCAGCAAAUAUAAAGACAUUAUUAAAAUUCAAAAUUACACACAAGAUUUAUCAGAACUGAGAUAUUCAAAUAACAUUUACAAUGCAGUUUAUGCUGUGGCACAUUCUUUGCACAGCCUUUUAAAGUGCACACAAAACCAGAGUUGUGAGAAGGACAAAAUAAUUCAGCCAUGGCAGGUUCUUGAGUCUCUAAAAAAGAUAAAUUUUACCACUAAAUUCGGAGACCGUGUUUGGUUCGACAGUACUGGGGCAACAGCUGCAAAGUAUGAGGUAAUAAAUUGGCAACAGGGACUAAAUGGGCAAGUGAAGUUUCAGGUUGUGGGUUACUAUGAUGGUUCUUUGCCAAGAGGACAACAGUUUGUCUUAAAUGCUGAAAAUAUAGUCUGGGCUGGAGAGAAAGGAGAGCCAAGGUCUGUGUGCAGUGAGAGCUGUCCUCCGGGCACCAGAAAAGCUACACAGAAAGGAAGACCUGUUUGCUGUUAUGACUGUAUACCAUGUGCAGAGGGAGAGAUCAGUAAUGAAACAGAUUCAAAUAACUGUGAGCAGUGUCCAGAAGAAUUUUGGUCUAAUUCUGACAAAGAUAAAUGUGUGUUGAAAAUUAUAGAGUUUAUCUCAUUUACAGAGGUUAUGGGCAUAGUACUGGUAGCUUUUUCCUUAGUUGGAGCUGUAUUAACUGUGUUAGUAGCUAUUUUAUUUCUAAUAGAAAGAGACACUCCUAUUGUUAGGGCAAACAAUUCUGAACUGAGUUUCCUGCUGCUGUUCUCCCUGACUCUGUGUUUCCUCUGUUCAUUAACCUUUAUUGGACGGCCCUCUCAGUGGUCCUGUAUGCUGCGUCACACAGUGUUUGGGAUCACCUUUGUCCUUUGUAUCUCCUGUGUUUUGGGGAAAACUGUAGUUGUGCUAAUGGCUUUCAGGGCUACUCUUCCAGGCAGUAAUGUCAUGAAAUGGUUUGGGCCUCCACAGCAGAGACUCAGUGUACUUGCCUUAACUUUUGUACAGGUCCUUAUUUGUGUGCUUUGGUUAAGAGUUGCACCUCCUUUUCCCUACAAGAACAUGAAUUACUACAAGGAAAAGAUCAUAUUAGAAUGUAACAUAGGCUCAACUAUAGGAUUCUGGGCUGUGCUGGGUUAUAUAGGUGUUCUGGCUUUAAUGUGCUUUGUUUUGGCUUUUUUUGCUCGAAAGUUGCCAGAAAAUUUUAAUGAAGCUAAAUUUAUCACAUUCAGCAUACUCAUAUUCUGUGCCGUGUGGAUCACCUUUAUUCCAGCCUAUGUCAGCGCUCUUGGAAAAUUUACUGUAGCUGUGGAGAUAUUUGCUAUUUUGGCCUCUAGUUUUGCUUUACUAUUUUGUAUCUUUACACCUAAAUGUUAUAUUAUUCUGUUCAAACCUGAACUGAACACUAAGAAAAAUAUGAUGGGUAAAAUGGCAUCUAAAUCAUUUAGAGAAAAAAGAAGCUUUGGGAGGGGAAAGAUCAACGAGAAUGGCCAGAGACUGCUUGAGCUUUCCUGCCACCAUGGCCUGUGCGUGACUAACACCUUCUUCAAGUGCAAAGAGAUCCAUCAGGCGUCAUGGAGGCACCCGCGCUCCCGCCACUGGCACCAGCUUGACCUCGUCAUCACUAGAAGAGCAAACAUUGGCAGCGUCCUUCUCAUCCGUAGUUACCAUAGUGCAGACUGCGACACAGACCAUGCCCUCGUGGAAAGUAAGGUGCGCAUAACACCGAAGAGAUUGCACCACUCAAAGAAGAAGGGUCGUCUACGCAUCAACAGCAGCUGUGCCAGCAACCCCGAGAAAAUCCAGCAAUUCACCAGCAGGCUGGAAGAUGCUCUCAGAGUGGGAGUGACAGCAGAUGACAGCAUCGAUGCCAAGUGGCCACGUCUCCGCGACGCCGUGUAUAACUCUGCCAUUAGUGCCUAUGGAAAGAAAGAGAGAAAGACCCCCCCCCCCCCACCUCCAAGACAGGUGAUGUUAUCACUGACCAGGAAAAGGAAAUGCAGCGAUGGACCAAGCACUACCUCGAGCAGUACGCAACGCUGA
This is a messenger RNA of Clarias gariepinus (North African catfish), 3102 nucleotides long. Its product is annotated as extracellular calcium-sensing receptor-like. Gene Ontology annotation, cellular component: membrane. The transcript is spliced from 7 exons. Lineage: Eukaryota; Metazoa; Chordata; Actinopteri; Siluriformes; Clariidae. Gene Ontology annotation, biological process: G protein-coupled receptor signaling pathway. Bases 1 to 3102 code for a protein of 1033 amino acids. Gene Ontology annotation, molecular function: G protein-coupled receptor activity. The record is from RefSeq and is a predicted model, not a curated record.